GGAAAGCCCCACUAUAUCUCAACGAGGUGUCAAAAUCAGCUCACCAAACGAAAUAAUUAGUUAUUAACAUUCCAUCAUCCUAGAUUCUUUUUUCACCGCGCAAAACCCACACAACUGUUUUAGCCAAGCUUGUGGCGUGUUUGGAAAAGGACACUCAACGUAUUGUUGUCUACCGAUGCUGUAAACUCAUAAAGCCUAUUCCAUUGUCAGUGGAAAGAAAACAACGUCGUUCAGCCGGGAAAGAUGGCUGACCGUCAGAAACAAGCUGAUGAAGAGCUGACACAGCCAUUGCUGUCUAGCGACGAAGAUCCUUACGAUGCUUUACCAGUGUUUAUUGGCUCCACUGGAAGCGAUGAUUUUCGCGGCGGGGCAGAAGUUCGGUUCAUAACCUUGGAAAACAAACCGGUGUUUGACAAAGUGCAAUCACGAAGUGGAAACGUAGCGAAACAGCGCGUUCACGAUGGAGUCAUCCAGAUGGAGGCAAUUUCUCCGGUGGGUCAGAUCCUAAGCAUUAGAACAUGGGUAUUUCGAGAGCCAAACGCCGCGCAACUCCACAAAGACAAAAACGGACCGGUGGAACUUCAAGUUACAUAUGGACAACACAAUAUAGAAAAGCAAUUCUUCUCAGUGAACCUGGACUCAGUUUACGAUGGCCCCAUUGCACCAGUGUACGAACUGGCCAAAGUAGAGAUGGACAAGAGGAAUCUUUUUCAACUAAUAGUUGAGCUGUCUUUUCACAAUGGAGCGGGAGAAGAGUCACAGUCUUUUUAUAGUAAGCCAUUCUUGAUCAGGAGCAGGCCCAGAAAUAAUCCCAGCAAGGCAAAGCCUGGGAUGAAAAGGCCGAGAAUCGUUCCAGACAGCACAGGAGAAGAAGAAGAAGGAGAAGACUCACCUGUUCAUUUCAGUCCAGACAGUUCUGUUAGCAUGACAGGAGGAUCGGUCGAGUUUCAAAAUCUACGAGUAAUUGACCACUUGGAAGCCAAGCGUGCGCACAUCGAACACCUGUCGUUUGUAGUCUCUAAUGCAGGUGCGAGGAAGGCCGACAUUGGAUAUCACUUCAAACUAAAAGAUCCUGACCUGUGUGAAGACUUUGAAGAAGGAGAUGUGGUCGGCUUCUUUAAAGGUGACGAUGGGAGAGCAUCCAUACAGCUGCUGAACAACAAAAAUGGAAAAGAUGCCGUCAUGGCGGGCGUCGUAAGCCGAUCAGCGUACCUUGAAGCCACACCUUCUAUUAGUGAAGACGAUCCCACUGAUGUUGUUUGCGUUAUCGGAGUCAUCAAAGUGAAGUGUGUGGGUUCUGUCCGGGCGGGAGAACGAAUUUACGCUUCUGUGGACUUGGACAAUCCUGGAACAGCCAUCCCAGAGUCCCAUCUGCCUCCCAGUGUGCUCCUCGGCAAAACAAGUACAUUACUUGGCAUGGCAAUGGAAGAAAAGAAAGCCUCCAAGCUGGAUGAUGUACAUUUGGUUCAGUGCUUUGUGUGCAUAGUGCUGGGAGUGUGUGAUAAAGAAAUUGCAUCGGAAAUAGAAAGCAUGUACCACCACUUUGAGAUGGACUUGGCUAUUAGACUGCGAAGAGAGAGGAAGAAGACUAGAAGACUGAUGUGCGUGAUGGGGUGGGGCUUCGUCAUUCUGCUCAUUUUGGUUGCUGUUUUUAUGUACGAGUACUUGUAUCCGGGAAGUGCAUUACGAUACUGGAUAUGCAAACAGGGAUCCAUUCCAGGUCACAGGGCUUCAUUUAGAUAUAUUCCCGCGUCCCAAAUACAUCAGCGUUGUGAUGCCCGUGGUAUUGAAUUCACUUGGGAUGGACUUGAACAAAAAAUGUCGCCGCAUUUGGACGGUAUUCCUCCGCUAAAUUCUACAGCGGUACCUGGUGAGCACCAUUACUAUCUAAACUGGGAUCGAUGCGCUUAUGGUGGAGCGAACAAGCUGUCUGCUCAAGUCCAGGGAAUUUCUAACAACAAACAGAUUUGCGGGCCGAUUAUUUUUGCCAUAAAUUUUAACUGCUCCAUUGUUUAUUACUACCAGGAUAAGCCUAACGAUGGCUGGAAUAAUUAUACGUCGGUACAAAACAAAGAUUUGCGAGAUUAUCUUAAAUGUAUACCUGCAGAGGAAUUUAAAAUAUAAGAGAGACACGAAGUUGAGGUCAUGAUUUGAACGUGUAAGGAGCAAAAUACCUUCAAUUUCACAAAACCACAAAAUGAAUUUCGGGUUAACUAGAGCAGUUUUCAAUUGAGGUUCGAAAAUCCAACACCAAAGUAAUCACAACUACCAAUCAGAACGAAGGUUAACACCAUCAUCAACCAAUAGAACUCAAAGCAACAACAGGCAACCUUCUUAAAGCGCGGGAAAACGCGUGUGACCAAGUUAGGAUUUGUUUUAGCUCUGCAUCUGAUUGGAUGAUUUGUUGCCGCGAGUUUUCUAGAUCAAUCAGCGAAGUAAAGCAAAACCAAAUUAAUCCCGUAUGAUUUUCGACGCUCAGAUGUAAAGGUCUCUAGAACAAAACGAACAUGGAAACUAAAGAAGAACGAAAAUAGUUGAGGAUGGAGACGAUUGAUGUGGAUUUUGUAGAUGUGCAAUUUGUAAAUAUUAAGGGUAAAUUUUAAAAGAUUAACAGACCGUGACGUGACUCCUCUAAAUGAGAAGAGAUAUUCUAGAGAACAUUUGUUUUCCUCUCUGCUGGUUAUAAGUAGCUAUGAAAAUAAUCAAGACGUAGACUGCAUUUUAAAAUUCCAUUCGAUUCGGGACAACCAGACAAGCAGUUAGUUGUGGUUGGCUUGUUGUAGUUCUGCGUGUUUUGGUAGCCAGAAACUGACUUCUUUCCAAAAUUCUAUCGUCCAUAGAUAGAUAUAAAAUUUUUUAUCACAUUAAAAAACGACAUUUAAACGCUUAGAUUACUCUUUGGAACCUCAACGCGCUACGUGGUAAUCUUUUUAUGGUACGUUUAUAAAAUGGAGAUAAGAACUAAACUAUUUAUGAGGCAUACCUCUCCUUUGGGAUUGGAGCUAAAUCUGAUUGACCUUUAUAUUCCAUAUAUUAUUUACUGUGCAAGCCAUUCGAAAAUUUCCAUGGAAAAAUAUUCUUGUUCAGGAGCUUAUUUUCACUUGAAGGUUUUUUUCAUCUUUCUUCGGUUAGCCAUUGAGGUUUUCGUGAGCAUUGCUACUUUUCAUCAAAGUUUAUGUUGGAGGCCUCACAAACAACAAAAUGACAUCCCUUCAGCAUGAAAUGGUCAAAGCGUUUUGGAAGGGGUCUUGAGCUGUAUAUCUAGUUGAUAAAAGCCAAACCAAAGUUCAAAUCACCAUGGCAUUGGGUAGUAAUUCGAUUAAAGUUGUGAUGUAAGAUGUAGAUAAGUAUAGGUACCUGAAUAUUCAUGCUUCUUGCUUUUAAAUUUUCGUAGGCAAAAAUUUGUCAACACUUAUUUACUCAUAUGCUAAGCAUAUGUUUAAUAUCUUUGAUAUUUAAAAGAUAAAAAAAAAUCACACCUCGUGAGGAUAUUUCAUUCUUCGUAUCAACAACCACUUCCCUAUUUUUUUUUUCAGACGACCUGCCAGUUUUGUUCAGUUAAAACUGGAAUGUUGUAUAAUUGUGUUCAUCUAUAUCCCUUGAUCAUUCCGUUAAUUUCGAGUGUGUAAACCAAUAAAAUUUAACUUUGGAAA
Messenger RNA from Pocillopora verrucosa, 3653 nucleotides. RefSeq lists its product as uncharacterized. The record is from RefSeq and is a predicted model, not a curated record. Lineage: Eukaryota; Metazoa; Cnidaria; Anthozoa; Scleractinia; Pocilloporidae.